GGUCACCCCUCCUUCGGCCGGACUCCGCCCCUUCCCAGGGCCCAGCCCCGGACCGCUCUAAGGGCCACGGAUCAGACGCCUCCCGCCUAGGCCUGGCUGGCGGGGGCCCGGCCCAGCUCCAGCCCCCUUCCCAGGGACGGGCUUCAGCUCCAACGCCCUUCCCAAGGAUCAGCUCCAGCUCCAGCUCCUUCCCAAGGACCAGCUCCAGCUCCAUCCCCCUUCCCAAGGACCAGCUUCAGCUCCAUCUCCCUUCUCAAGGACCAGUUUCAGCUCCAGCUCCAUCCUCCUUCCCAGGGACCAGCUCCAGCUCCCUCUCCCUUCCCAAGGACCAGCUUCAGUUCCAGCCCCUUCCCAAGGACCAGCUCCAGCUCCAUCCCCCUUCCCAAAGACCAGCUUCAGCUCCAGCCCCUUCCCAAGGACCAGCUCCAGCUCCAUCCCCUUCCCAAGGACCAGCUCCAGCUCCAUCCCCUUCCCAAGGACCAGCUCCAGCGCCAGCCACCUUCCCAUUGACCAGCCCCAGCUCCUUCCCGGGAGGCCAACCUCAGGCUCCACUCCUCCAACCCAGACCUUAUUUCCUUCCCUCCAGUCAAUCCCCCAGUCGCUGGGGGUCCCGCCCCUGGCCUGACCAUGGCAAAGCUGCUCCCCGCCAUGGAGGCGGCCAAGAUCUACCACACCAACUACGUGAGGAACGCCCGGGCGGUGGGGGUCAUGUGGGGGACCCUCACCAUCUGUUUCUCGGUCUUGGUCAUGGCCUUGUUCAUCCAGCCCUACUGGAUCGGCGACAGCAUCAACACACCCCAGGCUGGUUACUUCGGCCUUUUCUCCUACUGCAUCGGCAACGCCCUGACCUCGGAGCUCAUCUGUAAGGGUGGGCCCCUGGACUUCGCCACCAUCCCCUCUGGUGCCUUCAAGACCGCCAUGUUCUUCGUCGGGGUCGCCAUGUUCCUCAUCAUUGGCUCCACCAUCUGCUUCAGUCUCUUCUUCUUCUGCAACACUGCGACCGUCUACAAGGUCUGCGCCUGGAUGCAGUUGGCAGCUGCUACCGGGCUGGCGAUCGGCUGCCUCGUUUACCCCGACGGCUGGGAUUCCAGCGAAGUGAAGCGCAUGUGCGGGGACCAGACGGACAAAUACACACUAGGAGCAUGCACCAUUCGCUGGGCCUUCAUGCUCGCCAUCGUCAGCAUCAUGGACGCCUUCAUCCUCUCCUUCCUGGCGUUUGUCUUGGGUUACCGGCAGGACAGCCUGCUCCCCGAGGACUACAAAGCAGAUGGCAAAGAAGAGGCUUGAGGCAGCCGGACAUUAGGAUAUCUGCUCCUUGGGGGCACCCUGGGCACAUUUCUCAACCUAAAGCUACAGAUUCCGACUCUUCAGAUAGACACCUGACCCUCCUAACCUCUCCACGUGGCAGACUGUACUCCCUUCUAUAGUAGACACCAGUGCAACUCCAACCGCAAAUCCUCAGACGGUUUACUGAGUCUUGCCUGAUGGAUGAGACAUCAGGGAAGAGUUCAGAUGCUUAAAUAUGAGUAUUAAUGAAAGCUAUUUGACCGUAGAUGGGAGCUCUUGGGAGAGGAGUUAUUUAGAGGAUUAGCAGGAACCUCAAUUAAUCAAUCAAACGUAUUUAUUGAGCCCUUUCUGUGUGCAGAACACUGUACUAAGUGCUUUGGAGAGCACAAUAUAACGGAGUUGGUAGUCGUUGAGGAGGUUUCCCACAAUUAGCUUACAAUAUGGAGGGGGAUUUAACUCUGGCCAUCUGAGAAAAGCUCGGUCCAGUCCUCUAAUCCAGGGGCAUGGGUUACCCAGUCUUUGCCACAAGCCCCUUGGACACCUUCCUUGAACCAUUUCUGUGCUUGGUAGCUCAGAGGUGAUGGGAGAAGGUAGGAUGAACACUCAGAUAACAAAAUGUUACACGCUAUUGUAAGAUUUGGGGGAGGAAGGUUUUGAAGCAGUUGGUUGAGAAUGAAGAAUUAUAUGAUCCCGCCCUUAAUCAAUCAAAAGGAUUUGAGUGCUUAAUGUGUGCAGAGCACUGUACUAGGCACUUGGGAGAGUACUAUAUAUCAGAGUCGGUAGACACUUCCCUGGCCACACUGAGUAGCUGAGUAUCGGCUCUCUGGGCUGACCUAGGAUGCACAUGAUUUUGUUCUGGAAAAGGAAUCCUCCACCUCUCGGUAACCAAGUCGACGCCAAUGACUGGAUCGACUUCUGAAAUUGAUGUCUCGAUAGCCCAGACUAAGUUUGGGAAGGGGCAGCAGGGGCUCUAGGAAUACGGAACCCAAACAAAUGCUGUAAAUUUGUUUUAAUCUAGUCAGCAGCUGCUUUCUACCAGAAAAACAAAUGAAAAAACACGGCACAACUGUGCUAACUAUUGGCCAGCCCCUCCUGCCCGUCUCCUGAGGGAUCUCACGUUACUGGGCUUCUCCGCUUUCACCCUGUCAGCGGGAUCCUCUCGCAUCACAGCAGACGGUAUUAAGUAGCAGCUCAUUGAAUAGUCAUUUUGUGAGCGUCUGCUGUUGGAAACUUCUAAUUAAUUGACUGAUAUCUCCAGAAACUUUAGGAAUAUCCUCUCCAGAACUGACAAACUGUCCAGAGGGGGUGACCCCUUCUUUGCACUGAUUUAUAAACGCUAAGCAACAGACCUAUUGUUACCAUUAACUGCCUUCCCGGGCUAAGGGCUACUCCAGAAAAACCAUAAGAAAGUAGAAGUCAAAUCCAUGUGAUGCUCCUCAUGAAUAGAAACCGAAUGAAAAUCUAAUUUUAAUGGAAGAAUCCUUUCUCCAAAAUAAAAAUGGAUAGAGGGGAAAUGAGAACUAAAACCCAAAGAGAAUGAAAUGCGGAACAAGACUUUUUAAGGAAACACUCCCAAGAAAGUGGUACAGUCCAAUCAAUCGGUGGUGUUUAUUGAGCGUUCGCUGUGUGCAGAGCGCUGUACUGAGCACUUAGGAGAGUCCAAUAAAACAGAGUUGAUAGGAAAGUUCCCUGCCCAUAACAAACUUAAGAGUCUAAAAGGAGCUUACGGUAUCCAACUCGAUUUGCUUGUAUCCACACCAGUACUUAUUACAUUGUCUGUGGCCAAGGUCUCAAAUCAUAAUCCAGUUUAGAAGUUUUCUCCCGUCUGUCCCCAUUUCUGAGUUAACGGGUACAUUCCUGGAAUGUCCCAGAAAUGGAUUUUAAUCUUAAAAUUGCUUCACAAUAAUUAGUUGGAGGCCUUGCUUGUACUUUGCCCCUUUCCAGAGAGCAAGACCCAACACUUUUCCCUUCUCUUAGCAUUCCCUAUAAUGCAAUUAUUUUGUCGAUAAAUUUUAAGUCAUGAAGAUAUAUAUGGGACUUUUGUCUGUUGUACAUAAAAAAGUUAAUUUCUUCACAAA
Molecule: messenger RNA, 3365 nt
Organism: Ornithorhynchus anatinus (platypus)
Lineage: Eukaryota; Metazoa; Chordata; Mammalia; Monotremata; Ornithorhynchidae
Gene: LHFPL5
Product: LHFPL tetraspan subfamily member 5
Exons: 4
Coding region: 628-1287 (219 amino acids)
Biological process (GO): sensory perception of sound; detection of mechanical stimulus involved in sensory perception
Cellular component (GO): plasma membrane
Source: RefSeq, a predicted model, not a curated record